GGCCCCGCCUCCCAACGGCCGCCGUUCGAACGCCGGCGGCGGUAGCGCGCGGGACGCCGAGAGGCGGCCGGGCCGCGUCCCCGUGCUUCAGAGCGGUAGCGCUGCGGUGAUGCUCGGCGUGAGCGAGUAGCGGGCAGCCGUGCGGCGGAACCCGAGGUGGGGCUGAGCGGCCGGCUCGGCGCGCUGCCUGCGGGCGAAGUCUGGGCUCUGCGCUGAGAAAUGAAGAGAAAAUGGGAAGAAAGAGUGAAGAAAGUUGAAGAACUAGCGUCUUACUAUGAAAGAAACCCUAUUCCUACAGUUUAUAAACCAAGACUGUCCAAACCUUUUCAGCCAUCCCGUGUUUGGAAACUAUUUUGUCGGCAGGCUGAAGCUUUCAGAUUUGUGAAAACCUGCAAGGAGGAUGUUCAUGUAUUUGCCUUGGAAAAGAACACACAAAAUGGACAGAGGUUUUACCUCGUGACUACAUAUAAGGAGCUUUGGCAUUAUUACACCAAAGGUUAUAAAACAAGUCUUAUGCAUUGCUAUGAAGUAAUUCCUGAAAAAGAUGCUUGCAAACUUUAUUUUGAUUUGGAGUUCUACAAAGCAGCAAAUCCCGGUGCCGAUGGCAAGGAUAUGGUUGCAAAGCUAAUUGAGCUUGUCAGCCAGAAGUUAAAAGAACUGUAUGAUGUUAACUGCUCAGCCAGAGAUGUCUUGAAUUUAGAUUCCAGCACUGAUGAAAAAUUUAGUCGGCACUUAAUAUUCCUACCCUGCAAGACUGUAUUUAAGGAUAACAUUCAUGUUGGUAACUUUGUGAAAACCAUUUUGCAGCCUGCCAUAAAAUUAAUGGAGAGUAACGUCACUGCUCCCAUUGCAGAAGGAGGAACAGGAUAUAUUUUCCAGUGUUCUGCACCAACAGUUGAGUUAGAUGGUUCUCUUACAAACUUCACUGCAGUCAAAGAUGCCUCCAAAGGCUGGCCAGCCAUUGCUGACCAAAGAAAGGAAACAGAAACAUCAUACCAUAGAGAAAACUCUGAAUUUUCUUUUCUAAUAGUAAAUAACAAAGAAGGAGACAAGCAACUUUUUGUGGACCUAGGAGUUUACACAAGGAACAGAAAUUUCCGGAUGUAUAAGUCAUCAAAAGCAGGAAAAAACGUGAUUCUGACAAUAGCAGAGGAUAAUAAGUUUAUCCCUAAUUGUGAAGAGAACGUUUCUUUGGAGGAGGCAUAUUUUCUUUCCUCUUUGGUCUGCAACAUUAGAUCCAAAGAUGAUACAAAAAUUCUAUCUAGCUUUCUAGAAGAGGAGAUAAAGACGUCUGCUUCUUUAAACAGUAAAACCACCAGAAGCACUAGAGAGUCCAUGGAAGGCUAUCAGGAUUCACCGUAUCCAGAGAUUGAUCGUUUUGUUCGUUCUUUGAUUAAUAAAGACGGGGUGCAAGGAGGGAUAAGGCAAUGGAAUUAUUUCUCAGGGGAAGAAAUACUUGUUUAUGAUAUUUCUGGUUAUCGUUGGUGUGAAAAUAUUGGAAGAGCCCACAGAAGUAACAACAUCAUGAUUCUGGUAGAUCUAAAAAAGGAAGUCUGGUAUCAGAAGUGCCACGAUCCGGUCUGCAGGGAAAAAAACUUUAAAUCACAAAGUCUUCCGUUGCCACCUAGGAUAUGUUUGUCUUCUCUUUUCAUAGAGGAGGAAGAUCAUACGGUAACAGAGAAACAUGAGAACACAGAAGAAGUAACAUCACAUUCCAACCCUGCGGGUUUGUCAGACAGCCCAGCCUCUCAAGAAAAACACACAUCUCAAGACACUCAGUGGAACAGUGCAAGUGAUGAUGCCUAUUUGGUAGAAAGUGCUGAAGAUGUGGAGUUAGCAGAAGCUGCAGAUGAUAGCCUGGGUUACGACACAGAAGAAAUUCCUGAUGAAGUUCUUUUGGAAUUGUCAUGGAAACAAGACACUUGUAACAAAGAGAACAGCUAACCAUGGACUUGGCUAGCAAACAGACUAGUAGCAACAAAGCUUGCUUUAAUACAGCGUGGGUAUCGCAUGCCUUCAGUGAAAGAUACUGUAAUGUAGUUCAAAAGCACUUUUCUAGAGCUUUUAGACAAUAACACUAGUAACUGCUAAAAACAAGCAACCCUGAGAACAGAUUAAAUGGUGUAAAGAGAUCAAAGGGCCUGAAGACGACUGGGCUGGAAACUCUCCAUGAAGGCUGCUUCAAGACAUUUAGCACUUUGAAGGCUUACUGCUUUGCAAUUUCUAUUUUUCUUAGCUGUUUGUUCAACUUUUACCAAUAAGCCAAAUAGUAUAUUUCUUCACUUACAGACAUGGAAGAAAACUUUAUUUCUGAUACAGAUCUAAUAAAGAGAUUUGUCUGUUACUGGUUUAUCCAAA
This is a messenger RNA of Phasianus colchicus (ring-necked pheasant), 2358 nucleotides long. It is a transcript of the gene PRIMPOL, whose product is annotated as primase and DNA directed polymerase. Lineage: Eukaryota; Metazoa; Chordata; Aves; Galliformes; Phasianidae. Gene Ontology annotation, biological process: error-prone translesion synthesis; mitochondrial DNA replication; replication fork processing. Gene Ontology annotation, cellular component: nucleus; mitochondrial matrix. The record is from RefSeq and is a predicted model, not a curated record. Gene Ontology annotation, molecular function: chromatin binding; DNA-directed DNA polymerase activity.